This is a messenger RNA of Beta vulgaris subsp. vulgaris (sugar beet), 2606 nucleotides long. RefSeq lists its product as uncharacterized. NCBI's taxonomy places the organism in Eukaryota, Viridiplantae, Streptophyta, Magnoliopsida, Caryophyllales, Amaranthaceae. Bases 708 to 1955 code for a protein of 415 amino acids. The transcript has 2 exons. The record is from RefSeq and is a predicted model, not a curated record.
UAUUUAGUUUAAUAUAUUGAUAAGCGCAUAUAUUCCUAUAUUUUUGUCCCAUAAAAUUAGUCUUAUAGUUGUCUUGUAUGUGUUAUUUUAUAAUAUUUAUUGACUUUUAUUAAUAAGUGACGUAUUUAUGUCCAUAUUAUAUUUUAUUGAAUAAUUAGCUUAAAUAGUGUGUUAUUUUAUUAUAGGUAUUUUACAAGUUCAAUUUGCUAAAGGAAGACAACAAGACUAAAAGAAAGAAGAGAAGAAAAGAAAAGAAGAAAAAAAAUAUAAUAAAAGUGAGCCCAAGCUCACGUGAGUUUUGUAAAAGAAAGAAUACAAAGGGGCUAACUCACUCCUUGACUCCUCCUUCCUCAACUGGGUAUACACAGCAAACAAAAGAAUAAGGAAAGUUGUUUCCACUUUCCGAAUUCCACGCAAACACCAAAGAGGAGAUAUGAUUUUAAUCUCCUCAAGAUUUCCAAGAUACAGAUUGGUUAUCAGAUUUUCAGUUACGAAAAUCUAUCUUUUUUUUAUUCUAUCGUCUACACAACUCGAUAUAAAUUCACCAAUUCUCGGAGAUGAAAAACACGCACACAUACAAGAGAGUUCGUGAGAGUGAAGAAAAUAAUCGGGUUCGUCCAAGAUCGACAAGUUGAUAGGAAUUGAAGAAAUAUUGCGUUCGGAGGUGAAUUGAGGGUAGCGGCUGCAUCAAUUCGGGUCUACAGUGCAUGAGUUUGGAUACGGCAACCAAACUUAAGCGUAUCAACCUGUUUAUUGAAACUCUAAACGAAGCUAGCCCAGAGAAAUUACUUUACAUCUUUCAAGACAGACCAUGUGAAGACUCAGAGAUGGGUGAUGAAAGAACCUUGAAGGAAUUAGGAGCUCCUAAGCUAGAUGAUGAACCUCUCUGCAUUGUUUUUCCAACCUUGGAAAGACCGUUGAAGCUGAACUCAGGUUUUCUUAAUCUCCUUCCCAAAUUUUAUGGGAACACAGGUGAGGAUCCUCAUAGGCAUUUAAAAGAAUUUAUAGUUGUUUGUUCAACCAUGAAACCUGAAGGAAUUGAACAAAAUCAAGUAAGAUUGCAUGCUUUCCCAUUUUCCCUACAUGAUUUAGCUAAAGAUUGGUUGUAUACUAUGUCUACUGGUUCCAUUACGACUUGGAACGCCUUACAAAAAGCUUUUCUGGAAAAGUUCUUUCCCGCCAGUCGUAUUGGAUCCAUAAGAAAGGAAAUAUGUGGAAUUAGACAACAUAAUUCAGAAUCACUUUAUGAAUAUUGGGAACGUUUUAAAAAAUUAUGUGCUUCAUGUCCACAACAUCAAAUAACUGAUCAACUAUUGAUUCAAUAUUUUUAUGAAGGAUUGUUGCCUAACGAUAGGGGUAUGAUUGAUGCUGCUAGUGGUGGUGCAUUAGUAGACAAGACACCAACUCAGGCUAGGAAUUUAAUUGCUAACAUGGCCCAAAACACUCAACAACAUAGCACUAGAAAUGAUGUUAAAAGAGUAAAUGAAAUUGACUUAAGUGGUGUUAAAUCUCAAUUGCAAGAAAAUGCUCAACAAAUUGCUAUUUUGACCACUUUAGUGUCUAAUAAAAUUGUUGUUGGAAAUGAGUCUAAAGCUAGAGUAUGUGGUAUACGUUCUGAGUUUUCUCAUGCAACUGAUGCUUGUCCUACUUUAAAAACUGAAGAUGUUAAUGCUUUAGGAGGCUUUUCCAAUCAAAGAAAAUAUGAUCCUUACUCACAGACAUAUAAUGAAGGUUGGAAAGAUCACCCAAAUCUUAGGUAUGGAACUAGAUCACAGUUUUCACAAACUAAUCAACCUAGGCAAUUUGGUGUACAAAACCCUCCACCUCAAUCUUCUGGCCCAUCAUUAGAAGAUUUAGUGAAGCAAUUAACUACUCAAAUAGGUCAAGUUCACAACCAUGGAGUCGAGUAUCAAAAGAAAACUGAUAAUCACCUUCACCACAUAGAUACCAAAUAGGACAAAUUUGUACUUCACUAAGUAACCUAGAAACUCAAUUUUAGGUAAACUACCAUCUCAACCACUACCUAACCUAAAAGAGAAUGCCAAAACCGUGACCCUUAGGAGUGGGAAAGAGUUGAGUGAACCUAAGGCAAAGAGUCGCGAGAAUGAAAGAGAGAUAGAGGUUAAACCUGACGAUGAACUUAAUAUAGGGGGAAAUGGAGAGAUUGAGAGUAGAAAAGAUAAUGAAGGAAAGGGUAAGCUUAAUUCAGAAAUUGAUGUUUCUCGUUUUAAAGAUGUGCCCCCUUUCCCUUCCAGAUUUGCUAAAGCUAAGAAAGCUGCUCUUGACAAUGAAAUUCUUGAGACUUUUAGGAAAGUUCAAGUCAAUAUUCCUUUACUUGAUGCUAUUAAACAGGUUCCCCGUUAUGCAAAUUUCUUAAGGAACUUUGUACUAACAAAAGCAAUUUCAUCUUUCUGAAAAGGUAAGUAUGGGGGAGAAUAUUUCAGCUGUAAUUCAAAAGAAGCUUCCCCUAAAUGUAAAGAUCCUGGCAUGUUUUCUAUUCCUUGCAAAAUUGGUAAUUCUAAAUUUGAAAGAUGCAUGCUAGAUUUAGGAGCUUCGAUUAAUGUGAUGCCCAAAUCUGUCUAUGAUACUUUAAAUGUGGGAUAUUU